Molecule: messenger RNA, 1865 nt
Organism: Hyaena hyaena (striped hyena)
Lineage: Eukaryota; Metazoa; Chordata; Mammalia; Carnivora; Hyaenidae
Gene: PWP1
Product: PWP1 homolog, endonuclein
Exons: 15
Coding region: 121-1623 (500 amino acids)
Biological process (GO): rRNA processing
Cellular component (GO): nucleus
Molecular function (GO): protein binding
Source: RefSeq, a predicted model, not a curated record
UGCGCUGUGCGCAGGCAGCAGCCCGGUGCUUGCUCCCGGAGCGUGCCGUCUGGGAGUCGGCGUGGUCCCAGUGCUGCUAGGGGCGAGUCUGUAGCGCGAGGCGUCCUUGAGCUGAGGACCAUGAACCGCAGCCGCCAGGUGACGUGCGUGGCCUGGGUCCGCUGCGGCGUGGCCAAAGAGACUCCGGACAAGGUAGAGCUUAGUAAAGAAGAAGUGAAACGUCUCAUUGCUGAAGCAAAGGAAAAAUUACAAGAAGAUGGUGGCAGUGACGAAGAGGAGACAGGCGAUCCUUUGGAAGAUGGCAUGCAGAGUGCACGUACCCAGGCGCGGCCAAGGGAGCCCCAGGAAGAUGGUGACCCAGAGGACGACAGGACGCUGGACGACGAUGAGCUGGCCGAGUACGACUUAGAUAAAUACGAUGAGGAAGGCGACCCCGAUACCGAAACUCUUGGUGAGUCUCUCUUGGGUCUUACAGUCUAUGGAAGUAAUGACCAAGAUCCUUACGUUACUCUGAAAGAUACGGAGCAGUAUGAACGUGAAGAUUUCUUGAUCAAGCCCAAUGACAAUCUUAUAGUCUGUGGCAGAGCCGAACAAGACCAGUGCAAUUUAGAGGUGCACGUUUAUAAUCAGGAGGAAGAUUCUUUUUAUGUGCAUCAUGAUAUACUCCUGUCUGCAUACCCUCUAAGCGUGGAGUGGCUGAACUUUGAUCCUAGCCCAGACGAUUCUGCAGGAAAUUAUAUUGCUGUGGGAAAUAUGACUCCCGUUAUUGAAGUGUGGGACCUUGAUAUAGUGGACUCUUUAGAGCCAGUCUUCACACUUGGAAAUAAGCUAUCAAAAAAGAAGAAAAAGAAAGGAAAGAAGAGUUCCUCAGCCGAGGGGCACACCGAUGCUGUCCUGGACCUUUCUUGGAAUAAGCUGAUCAGAAACGUGUUGGCAAGCGCAUCAGCUGAUAACACUGUCAUUCUGUGGGAUAUGUCCUUGGGGAAACCAGCAGCUAGCCUUGCUGUACACACAGACAAGGUCCAGACUCUGCAGUUUCAUCCAUUUGAAGCACAGACUCUGAUUUCCGGAUCCUAUGAUAAGUCAGUGGCUUUGUACGACUGCCGAAGUCCAGAUGAAAGCCAUCGGAUGUGGCGUUUCAGUGGUCAGAUUGAGAGAGUGACUUGGAAUCACUUUUCACCUUGUCAUUUUUUGGCCAGCACAGAUGACGGCUUUGUAUAUAAUCUGGAUGCACGUUCAGAUAAGCCAAUUUUUACACUUAAUGCACACAAUGAUGAAAUCUCUGGUCUUGAUCUAAGUAGUCAAAUCAAGGGCUGUCUUGUGACAGCAUCAGCAGACAAAUAUGUGAAAAUCUGGGACAUAUUAGGAGACAGGCCAAGUCUGGUUCACUCCAGGGACAUGAAAAUGGGAGUUCUCUUCUGUUCUUCCUGUUGUCCUGAUUUGCCCUUUAUUUAUGCCUUUGGAGGUCAGAAAGAAGGGCUUCGGGUAUGGGAUAUAAGCACAGUUUCAUCAGUAAAUGAAGCAUUUGGAAGACGAGAGAGGCUUGUUCUUGGCAAUACAAGAAGUUCAUCUAUCAGUGGCCCUUUUGGGAGCAGGACCUCAGACACACCAAUGGAGUCUUAAUGAGGAUCAUAAAAUUUUUAUUAUCUUAACUCAGUUUUUUUUUUUUUUUUAAAGCUGGCCUAAAAACAUCCAUGUAUGGCUACAGCCAUGUAGUGACUGGAGCAAAUCGCAUUUCCUACUGUCAGACAUUCCCUGCAGCUUGGGGGCAGCACAAACAGGGGUGGUCUUUGUGCCUGCCUUUAGGACUCCUACUGCAUUUCUUGAAGAGAAUAAUAAAAACAAAAAAGGUUUUUAAAAACUAA